Molecule: messenger RNA, 1188 nt
Organism: Arabis nemorensis
Lineage: Eukaryota; Viridiplantae; Streptophyta; Magnoliopsida; Brassicales; Brassicaceae
Source: the annotation of a GenBank genome assembly
AUGAAGUGGUCACUCCUCGCCGUGGUGAUCACACACACGAUCUUCUCCACCGGAGUACACUCUCAUAUCCUCCGUGGAUCUCCGGUCAAUUCUCUCUGCGAUGAGCUUAUUCAUCCCGCUGGUUACUCCUGUACCGAACACACUAUUCAAACGAAAGAUGGGUACAUACUAGCUCUUCAACGAGUGGCUUCUCGUAAUCAAAAUCUAAGACUUCAAUUUGGUCCUCCUGUUUUGCUUCAGCACGGUCUAUUUAUGGCUGGAGAUGUGUGGUUCUUGAAUUCACCUGAAGAGUCAUUAGGCUUCAUUCUUGCUGAUCAUGGAUUCGAUGUUUGGGUAGGGAAUGUUCGUGGUACACGCUAUAGUUAUGGCCAUGUAACUUUUUCUCAGACUGAUAAGGAAUUUUGGGACUGGAGUUGGCAAGAUUUGGCCAUGUAUGACCUGGCAGAAAUGAUUCAGUAUUUGCAUUCAAUUGCAAACUCCAAAAUUUUCCUUGUUGGACAUUCUCAGGGGACUAUCAUGUCUUUUGCUGCUCUUACUCAGCCACAUGUUGCGGAAAUGGUUGAAGCAGCUGCGUUGCUUUGUCCAAUAUCAUAUUUGGAUCAUGUCACCGCUCCACUUGUAGAAAGAAUGGUUUUUAUGCAUCUCGAUCAGAUGGUUGUUGCUCUUGGACUUCAUCAAAUAAACUUUAGAAGUGACAUGUUAGUUAAACUUGUUGACUCAUUAUGCGAGGGGCAUAUGGAUUGCACUGACUUCCUCACCUCCAUUACAGGGAAGAAUUCUUUUUUUAAUGCCUCGAGGUUAGAAUACUAUCUUGAAUACGAGCCUCAUCCAUCAUCUGUGAAGAAUGUGCGCCAUCUUUUCCAAAUGAUUCGGAAGGGGACCUUUGCACAAUAUGACUACGGGUUGCUGAAAAACCUAUUGAUUUAUGGGUUGUCGAAACCUCCGGAAUUCAAACUCAGCCUCAUCCCGGCAUCGUUACCAAUGUGGAUGGGUUAUGGUGGAAAUGAUCUUUUAGCAGACGUCACAGAUGUGGAACAUACUCUCGCGAAACUACCAUCCAAACCAGAGUUGUUAUAUCUUGAGAAUUAUGGUCACAUUGACUUUGUACUUAGCACUAGUGCCAAAGAAGAUGUCUAUAAGCACAUGAUUCAAUUUUUCAGGGCAAAGAGAAGGUCCAGUAAUUUGUAA